AUGUAUAGUGGUUGUAAUUCAGCACCAAGAUUGGAAAAAAAAUAUGUGGAGAAGAAAAGAAGGAACAAUAUGAAGAACCUCUUUAAUCAGCUUUAUUCUCUCCUCCCACUUCGUCCAUCUCAGAUCACCAAAAAGGAAAAAAACGGGAGCUCUGAUUCUAGCUGUGAGCCUGAGCGGAUUCGUAGAUUUGUCAAGGGUUUGACUCCCACUAUCCGUAGUUAUGUGUUUAGAUCAUUUCGAGAGGGUGCUUCCUUCCAGACUAUAGUGAGUGCAGCCAGAGAGGCUGAGUUGCUUGAGCGGGAUGAUUUUGGUGGGCCCAAGAGGGUCCGUACAGGUGGUCAGUAUUCGGGUACCUCGUCAGGAGGUAGAGGCCCACACAGGGGAGGCGGGUUUUUCCUGCGUCAGAGGCCAGUACAUGCUUCUUUACCAGCUAUCGAGGGUGGGCCAGCAGCUCGGGGUCCUCCCGGUUCGGGUCGAGGUGGUUAUAGCAUUACUUCGGGUUCUUCACAGUCAGGAUCCACACCGAGGUCUUGUUAUGGUUGCGGUGAUCUAGGCCACUUGAUUCAGAGAGAUUCAGCACCUCCGGCUAGAGGUCGAGGUCGGGGACCGGCAUCUGGUAGAGGCGGACGAGCUGCGGGUAGAGGUGCUAGUGGCGCCUCAGGUUCACAUAGUGGGGGCAAAUGUGCCCAAUGUUAUGCUUUUCCUAGGAGGCCCGAGGCUAAGGCUUCUGAUGCAGUUAUCACAGGUAUCAUCUUAGUUUGUCAUCGGCCUGCUUUCGUGUUAUUUGAUCCUGGUUCUACAUUCUCAUCUGUGUCUACAUAUUUUGCUUCCGGCCUUGAGUUGACUUGUGAUCGUAUGUCUGUGCCUAUUAGAGUCUUUACACCCGUAGGUGAACCCUUAGUGGUGAAUCGAGUGUAUCGAUCUUGUCUUGUUGUCUUAUCGGGGUAUGAGACUUGGGUGGAUAUGAUUCGUCUUGAUAUGUUAGACUUUGAUGUCAUAUUGGGUAUGGACUGGCUUUCCCCCUAUCAUGCGCUUCUUGAUUGUUAUGCUAAGACUGUCACCUUAGCUAUUCCGGGUAUUCCUAGAGUGGAGUGGAGAGGGACUAGUGGUUCGUAUCCCAACAGGGUCAUAUCUCAUAUUCGGGCUCAGAGGAUGAUUGACCGGGGUUGUUUAUCUUAUUUGGCCUUUAUUCGGGAUGUUGGAGCUGAGUCACCGGCCAUGGAGUCUAUUCCGGUGGUUCAGGAGUUCCCUGAUGUGUUUCCCGAGGAUCUACCUGGUGUUCCUCCUGUUCGUGAUAUUGACUUCUCUAUUGACUUGGAGCCGGGCACCAAGCCCAUAUCUAUUCCACCUUAUCGUAUGGCUCCAGCUGAGUUGAAGGAGUUGAAGGAUCAGAUUCAGGACUUAUUGAGUAAAGGAUUCAUACGCCCUAGUGUGUCGCCUUGGGGUGCACCGCUUCAGGGGGCAGCCUUGUUCUCUAAGAUCGACUUGAGAUCUGGGUAUCAUCAGUUGAGGAUUAAGCCUUCAGAUGUGGCGAAGACAGCUUUUCGCACACGAUAUGGUCAUUAUGAGUUUUUGGUGAUGUCAUUUGGGCUCACCAAUGCCCCUGCGACGUUCAUGGAGUUGAUGAAUGGAGUGUUUCGCCCAUACUUGGAUUCCUUCGUGAUUGUGUUUAUUGAUGACAUCUUGGUAUAUUCCAAGACCGAGGCGGAUCAUGUUUGUCAUUUGAGGGCCGUGCUACAGAAGUUGAGAGAUGAGAAGUUGUAUGCCAAAUUGUCUAAGUGUAAGUUUUGGCUUGAGUCAGUGGCUUUCCUAGGGCACGUGGUGUCUAAGGAUGGAGUUAGGGUUGAUCCGGCCAAGAUUGAGGCGGUUCAGGGUUGGACUAGACCUACAUCACCUACCGAGAUUCGGAGUUUUGUUGGCUUGGCGGGUUACUAUCGGCGUUUUGUUAAGGGAUUCUCUACUAUAGCUGCACCGUUGACCAGAUUGACUCAGCAGACGGUUCCUUUUCAUUGGUCACCCGAGUGUGAGGAGAGCUUCCAAAGGCUCAAAUCCCUAUUGACUUCAGCACCUGUCUUGACUUUGCCAGAGGAGGGUGUUGGAUUUACUGUUUAUUGUGACGCUUCGGGUGUUGGACUUGGAGGUGUUUUGAUGCACAAGG
Solanum stenotomum is the source of this 2158-nucleotide messenger RNA. RefSeq lists its product as uncharacterized. Gene Ontology annotation, molecular function: protein dimerization activity. NCBI's taxonomy places the organism in Eukaryota, Viridiplantae, Streptophyta, Magnoliopsida, Solanales, Solanaceae. The annotation marks the transcript as partial. The record is from RefSeq and is a predicted model, not a curated record. The transcript is spliced from 5 exons.